GCUCACGAAGUGAAGUAUCAACCAACAUACCAUAAAUUCCUCCACCAUAUCCUUCUGUGUACACAGAAGCCUAGACAAAUUAGGAAGAUCAGAGAAAGAUGGUGAACAGUAUAGCCAUUUACACGUCCUUCUUGCGUGCCAUAUUAGGACUAGCCGGAGUGAGACCCCAGUCAGUGGAGAUUGAGCCAGGAACAAUCGUGCACAUAUGGGCUCCAAAUGAAACUGCAAAGAAGACCAACAACCUCAAACAAGCCGAGAACAAACCGAGCAAACCUGCUGUGGUGUUUCUUCAUGGUUUUGGAUUUAAUGGCAUUCUAAGUUGGCAAUUUCAGGUGCUAGCAUUGGCUAAAGAGUACUCAGUUUACGUGCCAGAUUUCCUCUUCUUUGGAGGCUCGGUCACAGAUAGAACUGAGCGGUCACCAGCUUUUCAAGCAGAAUGCAUGGCUAAGUGUCUAAGGAAGCUCGGUGUAGAGAAGUGUACCCUGGUUGGAUUGAGCUAUGGAGGGAUGGUGGGGUUCAAGAUGGCUGAGAUGUUCCCUGACUUGGUCGAUUCCUUCGUUGUGAGCUGCUCUGUUAUGGCCUUGACAGAGUCCAUUAGUCGUGCUAGCCUUGAGAGAAUUGGCUUCCCAUCGUGGGUAAAACAUUUGGUUCCUGACACAGUCGAAGGUGUGAAAAAAAUUGUAGACGUUUCCACCUACAAAUCUCUGUGGAUGCCUCACUUUUUAUACAAAGAUGUUUUCGAGACCGCAUAUGAUAUCAACAGGAAGGAAAGAGUAGAGCUUCUGGACGCACUCAUCGUAAAGGACAAGGACUUCAGCCUCCCUUCUUACCCCCAGGUCAUAAUUAACUGCGCGCACACACACCACAUCAUAAUAGUAGAAACUCUUGACCUUGCUCUGCCAAGGUGACCUGAAAACAUGGCAUCUCGCUCUAAUGAAGCUUUGUUUCUAAAAAGGAGCAAAUCCAAUCACAAUAUUGUGCUAGUGUAAUUCAUGCCGAAGCAUCUGCUGAAGGACAAAAAAAAAAAGAAGAAAAUGUAGCUUCCAUGGCCACUCUUCUUCGCCACUCACUAUUCAUUUAAUGUUCUUGAUU
Messenger RNA from Populus euphratica (Euphrates poplar), 1092 nucleotides. RefSeq names its product epoxide hydrolase 4-like. The coding region runs from base 99 to 908 and encodes 269 amino acids. The record is from RefSeq and is a predicted model, not a curated record. Lineage: Eukaryota; Viridiplantae; Streptophyta; Magnoliopsida; Malpighiales; Salicaceae. The transcript has 3 exons.